AUGACGACGACGGCACUCAAGAUCGUGGCUCCCCUCGAGGCAGCUCUGCCCGAUCCUCCAGCAGGCAACUACUUCACGGAAGCACAAUGGACAACGUUGAUGGCCCUCAUGGACACGGUCAUCCCGUCCGUAAAACGCGAAUCGGUCGCCACGGGAAAAACAGACUUGAAUGAAGAGCUGAUUCCAGACAUCACGUACAACACCGCUGUUCACCACUUGAAACGGAAUAUGACAAUCGCCCCCUCGGAGGUUGAACUCGAUCAAUAUCUCGCCGAGAAACCCAGUGAUAUCCCAGAGUUCCAUGAUCUGGUCAAGAGGACCCUGAUUCAGUUCAGUAGGGAAGAUGCUCGGAAGGGUUUUGCGUUUCUGCUGAGCGCUUUGAAUACGAGGGUUGGAUCGUUGUUACUCACUUCAUCCAUCACUGCUUUCCACGAGCAACCGAUUGCGACGAGGACGCAAAUUCUCAAUUCAUGGAGGACCUCUUCGCUUCCUGCACUUCAAGCAGGUUACAAGCAACUCACUUUCGUGGCUAAGAACCUCUGGAUCAAAACUUCGCCAAAUUUCUAUCCCAUCACUGGAUUUCCGAAGGUCCCAGAUCAUUAUACACCGGGUGCACACUUCGAAUACCAGUUCGAGCAAUUUGGCCACGAGGGAUUCGAGGCUGGACGAGGUGGCAAAGAAGGGGAGUCUGAAGUCUACGAGACAGAGAUUUUGAUUGUGGGGUCCGGCUGUGGGGGAGGUGUAUGUGCCAAAAACCUCGCAGAAGCUGGUCAUCAAGUCUUGGUGGUUGACAAAUCGUACUACUUUUCUCCCAGCCAGUUGCCGAUGUCCGAAAAGGACGGGGGUAUUCAUCUCUAUGUUGAUGGUGGAGUCGUAUCUUCGGACGAUGCUUCAAUGAUUGUAAUCGCAGGGAGCAAUUGGGGAGGCGGUGGCACCAUAAAUUGGAGUGCUUCACUCCAGCCACAAUCAUUCGUCCGGAACGAGUGGUCCAAAGAUCGUGGUCUUCCUCUUUUUACUUCUCAAGACUUCCAGGAAUCGCUUGACAGGGUGUGUGGUCGAAUGGGCGUAAGCGAUAAACAUAUCCGACACAAUCACGGCAACCAAGUUUUGAUGGAAGGAGCAAGACGCCUUGGGAUGACCUACAAAGCCGUGCCACAGAAUACCGGAGGCAACGAGCACUUCUGUGGACACUGCACCCUGGGAUGUGGUGCAGCAGAGAAACAGGGGCCUGUUGUUUCCUGGCUCCCGGACGCACAACGAGCCGGAGCGAAGUUCGCUGAGGGCUUCACUGUAGAAAAAAUCCUCUUUGAAAACGUAGGUGGCAAGAAAACUGCUGUAGGAGCGAAGGGAACCUGGGUAUCUCGAAAUAAAAACGGAGGUGUAGAUGGCCUCGAUACUGAUCGGACGACCGCUUCAGUCAUCAUUCGAGCUAAGCGAGUGAUUAUUUCGGCUGGAACGCUGUGGUCUCCUGUGAUCCUCCAGAACAGUGGCUUGACUAACAAACAUAUUGGCCGCAACCUCUAUCUCCAUCCUGUCAAUACCGUCUCAGCGGUAUACCCAGAAGAUGUCCGUCCAUGGGAAGGCGGAAUCCUCACAUCCGUCGUUGGUUCUUUGGAGAAUCUGGAUCAGCACGGCCACGGGGCGAAGUUAGAAACAACUUGCAUGAUGCCGUCCUGGUGCCUGACUUUCAUGAACUGGAACAACGGACUGGACUGGAAGCUCCAAGCUCUCAAGUACCGACACAUGAACUCGUUCAUUUCCAUCGUCCGAGACCGCGACACUGGACGUGUAUACAAAGACCCUGACACUGGUUUCCCUCGAAUAGACUACACUCCGAGUGUAUUCGACCGAGCUCACGCUUUGGAAGGUGUGAUCGCUCUAGGUAGGAUCAACUUCAUAAUGGGUGCCAGCGAAGUGCAUGUUGCCAUCGCGGGAACACCGCCCUUCAUCCGCACAACUCCCGGAAAGGAGGAGACACCGGAAGAAACCGAAGUUCGAUUCGAUGCCUGGCUUGAGGAUGUGAAAAAGAGAGGUAACAAGCCCCCUGCUGGUAUCUUUGCUUCUGCACAUCAAAUGGGGACUUGCAGAAUGAGUAGACGCGCCAAUAUGGGUGUUGUUGAUAUGCGAGGCAAGGUUUGGGGAACGGAGGGGCUUUAUGUCUCUGAUGCGUCUGUGUUCCCUUCUGCCUCUGGAGUGAACCCGAUGAUUACGAAUAUGGCAAUUAGCGACUGGAUAAGUAGGCAGAUGAGCAACGACAUUGCAAAGGAGAAGAUGCCUGUUCAGGCUAGGCUACAUCCUCUCCCGCAUCGAAACUUCCACCGCUCCCCGAUUUCGCGCCAGAGCCCCGAGGACCCAGCAGCUGGACCAGCCGCGGACCCUGGGAAGGAAGGCCAGGCUCCCAAAUCUCCAGACCUCAGAGGGGACGAGGCGAAGUUCGAAAAUGGCACGGCAGAGGGCACGACGGCAUCAACAGAGGUGGGCAGUCCCGCUCCGGCCUCGAAGGUGAGGAAUCGAACAGGAGGGCGCUUACGCGGUGUUCUACGUCAGAAACCGGAAGGUCUGCCACCAGUGGUCCUGCCGAAGUGGUUCUAUGAGCAUAACAUCAAGCGUGCUGGGAGCUCAAAGGCGUUGAGCGGAUCUCUUGCUGUCUAUAGUGGGGCUCCAGCUGGUGGAGUCCAGGAAGGCGAUGACACUACCAAAUUCAAUGCCGAGAUAGCCCGGCAAUUCACAGAUAUCUCGGCAUGCGGUUUGGAGACCAAGGAUGCUGCCAAAUAUUCGAUACAGGUUGAUGUGUACAGAGAGAUUCUGGCAACCUUAAAGGCCGGCUUAGCUUUGCGGCCCCCGGAGCUUGUGGGAAACCAACCAAUCCCAAGACCUGUUACUGUAUUGCAAUGUCCCAAAGAUGGCGGAAGUUACUACCUAGAUUCUAUCGUCGAGACAGUAGCCUCAAAACUGGAGGCGGAUUUGAUACGGCUAGAUGCCCAAGAUCUUGCUCAAUUAGUUGGGUCAUAUGCAGAAGGGAAUCCGGCAUGGCAUUGGUCAAAAACCGGUCUUUUGGCAUACGAAGCUCACAAGACUGUGGGAAAACUGGAGUCGUAUGACAAGAAACUAGACUCGGAAAAGGAAGAACCCGUUAAACAGGAUGAAGAGGAAGACGACGUGCCAAAACUAGGAUUACCCAACCUCAGCGAGAUCCUGAGCCGUUCGCUAGGUCGAAAUCUUGGCAAGUUCGGGCAAACGCCCCCAGAUGCGAAUGGCAGACGCAUGAAUAUAUUUUCGGUGCAAGCAGGCAUACCGGGCAUGGGUAUGCCUUCACCAGCGUCACAAAAUUCAACCGAAAAGUGGAAUGAUCUGAAAAUGUGCGCGGUGCUCGAAGCUUUGAUUAGUGCGACCGAUUCCAGUGCUCGUGAACCUACAUCAGAUGCUGAGGUGGAAGAUCCAUCCCCAGAGAAACAAGUUAAACCACUCAUUGUGCAAGUUCGAGACUACAAGGAGAUGUCUGGCGUACCAGAAGGGUCCGAACUUCUCUACAAACUCAGAACUGCCGUCAACAAAAAAUGGCAGGCUGGAAGAGACAUCAUCCUUGUGGGAACGACUGUUCAGCCAGAUGAUCCACUUUCAGGCCUUUCUAGACCAGACAUACAACAUCUCCAAUCGGAUAUCGUGAAUGGCGAACAGCGCACGAUUUUCGUACCUCCUGAACGUAGAGAACAUCAAGAUACUGCUCUUGAGAAAGAUGAAAAGGCCCGCUUGCGCAGCAUCAAUAUUAGAAAUAUUGAAGAAAUGAUCUUGAAUCUCACUGAAGGCACUGACCAUUUAGUUCGUGAGCUUGACAUCGAGAAAGAUCUCGACAGCGCCACGGUCUUUUCUUCGGGGUUGGAAGAGGCAGUGUGGACCUACGCUCGCGUUCACCGCACUGCGAUGACUAUUCUGGGAUCUCUUGAGACACCAUCCAGUAUAUAUGACGGGAAUACCUUCAGCAAAGCUUUAACGCUUCUUUCAGCGAGCGACAACCACAAAUUUGCUUGGGGGGCUGCUGAACUAAAGGAGGAAGACCCCGACUUGGAAGUGACCUUAGACGAGAACGAGACUUUCACUGCGGAAAAAAAUAAAGGGAAAGCUAAGCUGAGGGAGCUCCGAAAGAAGUGUAAUCAACAAGAGUCCAAGCUUCUUAGCGGAGUGGUUCUCCCAUCUGAGAUCCGUACCACCUUUGCGGAUAUCCGAGCUCCCAAGGAAACAGUGGAGGCUCUCAAGACACUCACGAGUCUUUCACUCUUGCGGCCAGAAGCUUUCUCCUAUGGUGUCCUUGCGACUGACAAGAUCCCCGGAGUACUCCUGUACGGGCCUCCUGGAACGGGAAAAACUCUUCUCGCAAAGGCAGUGGCAAAAGAGAGCGGCGCCACGGUCCUUGAAGUCACAGCCGCGGACCUAAACGACAUGUUCGUAGGGCAAGGCGAGAAGAACGUCCGCGCAGUCUUUACGCUAGCCAAGAAACUCUCACCAUGUGUCGUCUUCAUUGACGAAGCCGAUGCUAUCUUCUCCGCUCGAGGCGAGCACAACCGCAACGCCCACCGCGAGAUGAUCAAUCAGUUCCUCCGCGAAUGGGACGGUAUGAACGACUUCUCAGCCUUCAUAAUGGUAGCCACCAACCGCCCCUUUGACCUCGACGAAGCUGUUCUCCGUCGUCUUCCUCGCCGCCUGCUCGUCGAUCUUCCUGUGGAGAAGGACCGCGAAGAAAUUCUCAAGAUCCACCUGAAAGAUGAGAUUCUUGACGACUCCGUCUCCUUGAGCAAGCUCGCCGCCGAUACCCCCUUCUACUCCGGCUCGGAUCUCAAGAAUCUGUCAGUGGCAGCAGCGCUCGCCUGUAUCCGCGAAGAGAACGCCGAAGCGGCCAAACACACCGGCGAGGAGAAGUACGUCUACCCGGAGAAGCGCACGCUGACGAAAGCGCAUUUCGACAAAGCGAGUGAGGAGAUCAGCGCAUCAAUCAGCGAGGACAUGAGCACAUUGACCGCGAUCCGCAAGUUCGAUGAGAAAUACGGUGAUCGCAAGGGCCGCAAGAAAAAGGGUCCUGGGUUGGGCUUUGGAGGAACAAAGUUGGAGGAGAAGGACUCGGAAGCUGCGAGGGUGCGGAAGAUGGGGUUGUAG
Molecule: messenger RNA, 5148 nt
Organism: Drepanopeziza brunnea f. sp. 'multigermtubi' MB_m1
Lineage: Eukaryota; Fungi; Ascomycota; Leotiomycetes; Helotiales; Drepanopezizaceae
Molecular function (GO): flavin adenine dinucleotide binding; long-chain-alcohol oxidase activity
Source: RefSeq, a predicted model, not a curated record